UUCAGCCCAACCACCAGCCGCCACGAAAUCGAGACCCCAGCCAAUCAGUGUACUUCUGGUUUGGAGCAAAUUAAUGACCACAUGUUCUUAUAUAAGCUCACUUCUGUUCUGUUCUGUUGCGUUAUUAAAGGGCACUUGCAUGCAGCAAUAUGGCCACGUCGUCCAAGACGCAGGAAGCUCUGGCCUUGAUGGCCCUCGCCAUGCUCGUCACCAACGCCGCCGUCGCUGCAGACGAUGCGUCGCCGUCCUGCCCCAGGCUCACCCUUCACAACCUCUGUCCUUACCCGGUCUGGCCGCUCGUCACCGCUAACGCCGGGUACCCCUCCGUCGCCGGCACUGACUCCCGGCUCAACGGGAACGGCGAGGGCCUGGUUACCAUGGCGCUGCCGCAAGGCGCGUGGUCGGGCCGUGUGGUGGCGCGCACGGGGUGCGCUGACGAUGGCAUGUCGUGCGAUGACAACUGCUCUCCGCAGUGCAAGACCGGCAACACGCCGCCGGUUACGGUGGCGCAGGUGAGCGUGGGCGGGUCCGGCGGGCUGGCGGAGUACAGCGUGAGCCUGGUGGAUGGGUUCAACGUGCCCAUGGUGGUGACGCCGUGCGACUUCGCGGCGGGGGCGCAGUGCCCGACGCUGGGGUGCGCCGUGGACCUCACCCAGGACCAGGAGUGCUGCCCCGCCGCCGGCGCCGGCGCCAGGGCGCCCGAGGGCGGCUGCGGGGCAGCGGGGACUGAAGCGGCACUGUUCAAGAACAGGUGCCCGGACACGAGGACAACCUCCACAGACGUGGAGGCAACGCCGCAGAACUGCAUCGCGCCCGGUGAGCUCAAGGUCGUCUUCUGCCCGGCACGUGACUGCCCGCCCAGUUGUAACUAGCUAGGCGUACGUCCUGGUCGCUCGCUCACUUGGCGCAUGGGAGACUACUGUGCCUGUUUUGCACUGCAAUAUGCAUGUAGCCAUGUAGGUGUACCAAAUGGUUUGAGGAACUAAUAAUAUAGAGCUAAUAUAUCUAGUGUUAAAAUGAUUAUAUACCUAACAUUAAAUCUUGUCUACCAGAUUCAGUGUAUAUGACAGAGUGGAAUUCCACCUUGGGA
This is a messenger RNA of Zea mays, 1090 nucleotides long. Its product is annotated as osmotin-like protein. The record is from RefSeq and is a predicted model, not a curated record. Bases 150 to 872 code for a protein of 240 amino acids. Lineage: Eukaryota; Viridiplantae; Streptophyta; Magnoliopsida; Poales; Poaceae. The transcript has a single exon.